AUGGCUCGCUUCUUCAUCACGGGCUCAUCCGACGGCCUGGGCUCGCUCACGGCCAAGCGUCUCAUCGCGCAGGGCCACCAGGUCGUCCUCCACGCGCGCAAUGCCGACCGCGCCCGGGACGCGUCUGCCGCCUGCCCAGGAGCCGAGGCCGUGCUGGUCGGUGACUUGAGCAGCAUCGACGAGACCAAGGCGCUCGCGGCCGAGGCCGACAAGCUCGGUCCGUACGAGGCCGUCAUCCACAACGCGGGCGUCUACAUCGGCAUGGAACGCGUGCCCGGCAAGUCGGGCCUGCCCACGCUCUUCACCGUCAACACGCUGGCGCCGUACCUGCUGACCUGCCUGAUGCGCAAGCCCCGACGACUCAUCUUCGUAUCGUCUGGCUUGCACAUGGGCGGGCAGCCGAACGUGGGCGGCGCGCGACAGCGGCUGCUGUCUUCGAGCUACAGCGACAGCAAGUUGCACAAUGUCAUGUUUGCCAAGGCGUUUGCGCGCCGCUGGCCCGACGUGGGCUGCUACUCGGCCAACCCCGGCUGGGUGCCGACGAAGAUGGGCGGGCCUUCGGCGCCGGGGCGCAUCGACGACGGCGUCAACACCUACGUGAUGCUGGCCCUUGGAGACGGGCAGGCGGGAUGGAGUCCUGGCGGAUACUUCGUGAACUCGCAGGAGAGACGGCCGAGUGCGGUGGCCGGGGAUGCCAAGCUGCAGGACCAGUUGCUUGCCGACCUCGCCGACAUCAGUGGCGUUUCUGUGCCCGCGUAA
Thermothielavioides terrestris NRRL 8126 is the source of this 759-nucleotide messenger RNA. RefSeq lists its product as uncharacterized. NCBI's taxonomy places the organism in Eukaryota, Fungi, Ascomycota, Sordariomycetes, Sordariales, Chaetomiaceae. The coding region runs from base 1 to 759 and encodes 252 amino acids. The transcript has a single exon. The record is from RefSeq and is a predicted model, not a curated record.